This is a messenger RNA of Kickxella alabastrina, 1273 nucleotides long. Its product is annotated as Deoxyhypusine hydroxylase. The transcript has a single exon. The record is from RefSeq and is a predicted model, not a curated record. Bases 171 to 1163 code for a protein of 330 amino acids. Gene Ontology annotation, biological process: peptidyl-hypusine biosynthetic process. NCBI's taxonomy places the organism in Eukaryota, Fungi, Kickxellomycota, Kickxellomycetes, Kickxellales, Kickxellaceae. Gene Ontology annotation, molecular function: deoxyhypusine monooxygenase activity.
UUUUUAAUUUUUUUCUCAAUUUUUCCAAAUAAAAAAAUUUACAACAAAAAUCUAAAUAAAAUAUCCACCCCCCAACCACACUUCCCACCCUUUUUUCCUUUCUCUGUAUCUCUUCUUCCGUUUUUUUUAUUUUCUCAGUACACACUUUCACAACCAAACUAAACCAAACCAUGGUCAACACAUACAUUGAGAACUGCAUCAAGGACUGGACCCCGACGCACGCCAAGUUGGCCGAAAUGGUUCUUGACAAGAACGGCACUGUGCCGCUCUCACAGCGCUACCGCGCGCUCUUCAGCCUCAAGGGCAUGGGCGACGACAUCGCUGUACAAAUCAUCGGCGAAGCCCUCGCCAACCCAGCAGACUCUGAGCUCUUCAAGCACGAGGUAGCAUACUGCCUGGGCCAAAUGGGCAACAAAGCAGCGAUCCCAGCGCUCAUCGAAGCCAUGGCCACAGAGUCCCUCCACGAUAUGGUGCGCCAUGAGGCUGCAGAAUCCCUUGGUGCGCUUUCCGACCCUUCGGUUAUCCCGGAGCUCGAAAAAUACGUUAAUUCUUCGUGCCAGCCCCUGGCAGAAACCUGUGUUUUGGCUUUGGAGAAGAUCAAGUUUGAUCAUUCGGCGGAAGUCCAGAGUGCCGACCCGAGCCCCAAGGAUCGCGCCUAUGCGUCAAUCGACCCUGCGCCGGCAACUACGGCGACCAAGUCAGUGGAUGAGCUCAAGAUAAUUUUGUGCAAUCCGGAGGUUGGCCUGUGGAAGAGAUACCGGGCGAUGUUUGCUCUGCGGGAUAUUGGCACUGAAGAGGCUGUUUUGGCUCUGGCAGAGGGUAUGGAGACGGAUAAGACUAGUGCGUUGUUCCGCCAUGAGAUUGGUUUUAUUUUUGGCGAAAUGCAGCAUCCUGCGAGUGUACCGGCGUUGGCAAGGAUUUUGGCGAAUUCUGAGGAGGAAUCAAUGGUGCGUCAUGAGGCUGCUGAGGCUUUGGGAUCGGUGGCUACGCCUGAGGUUAACGGGAUCUUGGCCCUGUAUAUUAAUGACGCCGAGCCGGUUGUCCGCGAUAGCUGUAUCGUUGCCCUGGAUAUGUUUGAGCAUGAGACGAGUGGUGAGUUCCAGUACGCUGUUAUUCCUGAGGACGAGUCUGUGCCAAAGUCUGCCGAACUCAUUGCUGCCUAAACUCAUUGGCAAAUAAUAAUAAAACCGGUCAAAGCUCACAGCGUUUUAUAAAAAAAACCCUUUUUUCUCUUUCUCUCUCAAUAAAUUAAUUAAUUGUUUUUUUGGCAGUC